AUUGACUGUGAAGUACUGGAGGUGGUUAAGACGGUUCAGGAUGGAGGAGUGCUGUUUAUCAGGCGAAGAAAAAGAGAAAAUGAGGAUUCACCAAGAAAUUGAGAGGAAGCUAAAAAUGGACAAGCGGAGUUCCAACAAAGAAUUGAAGCUUUUACUUUUAGGCACAGGAGAGAGUGGGAAGAGCACUUUCAUCAAGCAGAUGAGAAUUAUACAUGGCAAGGGCUACACAGAGGAAGACAAGAGGUCCUUUGCCAAACUGGUGUACCAGAAUGUCUUUACUUCCAUUCAAAGCAUGCUUAAAGCCAUGGAGAACCUGAAAAUCCCCUUUGCUGAAAGCAAAAAUGAAACAUUUGCUGCAAUGCUUAAGGAGGUGGAAGCAGAAUCAGUGCAAACAAUGGAGGCUAAAUAUGCUGAAGCCAUCAAGAGUGUGUGGAAAGACCAAGGCCUGCAGAAAUGCUAUGAACGCAGGAGAGAGUAUCAGUUAUCCGACUCUACCAAAUAUUACCUUGAUGACAUGGACAGAAUAGCUGCAGGGUUUUACAUGCCGACCUUGCAGGAUAUUCUACGAGUCCGAGUUCCAACCACAGGCAUCAUUGAAUACGUCUUUGACCUUCAGAGUGUUCUAUUCAGAAUGGUUGAUGUCGGAGGCCAAAAGUCAGAAAGACGGAAGUGGAUCCAUUGUUUUGAAAACGUCACAUCUGUAAUCUUCUUGGUGGCUCUGAGCGAAUAUGAUCAGUUCUUAUUUGAGAGUGCGAAUGAGAAUCGAAUGGAAGAAAGCAAGGCACUUUUUAAGACAAUCAUCUCCUAUCCCUGGUUUCAGGAUUCCUCUGUCAUUUUGUUCCUUAAUAAGACAGAUAUCCUGAAGGAUAAGAUCUUAAAGUCAGACCUUGCGAAGUAUUAUCCACAGUUCACAGGGCCUAAAAAUGAUGCAGAUGCUGCAAUGAAGUUCAUCUUGAAAAUGUAUGAGGAACAGAACCCCGACAAACAGAAGCGGAUCUAUGCACAUUUUACCUGUGCGACUGACACUGAAAAUAUCCGUUUUGUUUUUGAAGCAGUAAAGGACACCAUUCUGCGCAACACCCUCAGCGCAUUUAACUUAGGUUAGGUGACAGGAGUGUUUUUGCAUAUACUGUUAGAAUGGUUUUUACUCCUGAUCCAAUGAAAAGCUUUAUAUGAUCUGUGAAUGAAGACUGACAUUGCUGUAUGGAAAUAUUGUGUGAACUUAUAGCCUGCUUGUGCUUACAUAAAUUAUAGACAUGCCCAAAAAAGAAAUGUCUAAUUUUAUGUUAAUCAGAGGCAUGCGACACAGGUUUGGAACAACAUGAGGUAGAGUGAAUGAUAAGAUAAUUUUUAUUUAGUGUUAGCUGUCUUUUAAACUUUUUUAAAAAAGAAUAUUUUUUCAGGAAAUGUCAGGAACUUUUUUUUUCUCUCCACUAGGAUAUUUUUCUAUAUGAAAUGCUUUAUUAUGCUAAAUAGAUCUAAAUUUACUGCAAUACCUUAAUUUGUAAUAUCAGGUGAAUUAGAUAAAUAUUUUUAUUGAUACUUAAUGUAGCAUCUGUUGUGAAUAUCUUCAAUAUUGCAUUCUAUUUCUAACAGAUUUUAAUAAAAUAUGAAUUAAGCCUUAUAGCAUGAAAGGGACGCUUUGAAUCCAUGCAAAUCCUGUGUAGCCACUGUCUUUGCUAUUCAAACAAUCUGCUUAAAACUGACAUGGACAUAAGAAUGAUGCCAUUAUACAGAUUGUUUCAUGUUUAUUGUAACAUGAUUACAGAUUAAUUCAGUGAAAAGUGGGAAAAAAGCUGCUGCUUAUUGUAAAAUGUACCGAGAAAUCCAAUCAAAUACUUUUGCAUUUAGCAGCCAUUGCAUAUUAUUUAAUAAAUAAAAAAUUUUAUUAUUUGUUUUUACAUUUAAAUUUCAUUAAAGGACUUUUUUUCCA
This is a messenger RNA of Danio rerio (zebrafish), 1933 nucleotides long. It is a transcript of the gene gna14, whose product is annotated as guanine nucleotide binding protein (G protein), alpha 14. Gene Ontology annotation, biological process: G protein-coupled receptor signaling pathway; signal transduction. Lineage: Eukaryota; Metazoa; Chordata; Actinopteri; Cypriniformes; Danionidae. Gene Ontology annotation, cellular component: cell periphery; heterotrimeric G-protein complex; plasma membrane. The record is from RefSeq and is marked provisional. Gene Ontology annotation, molecular function: guanyl nucleotide binding; GTP binding; G protein-coupled receptor binding.